GCACAUACGCCAGAUGUUGGUGCUACAUCCUCACACGACAGUUUUCUUGUGGAACAUGAUUAUGUUGAAGAUGAUCAUGAAACUACUGCAUACGCUGAGGAAGAAGAGGCUGUAAUCGAUUAUCUCGAAAGCUCUGACGAGGAACAAGAAACAUCAAACGAACCAUUCUCCGUAAAAGAAGCUUUGCAAACGUGGGCGGUGUCUACAAAUCAAACUUAUGAUUCCAUCGAACAAGUCAUGGGUAUAAUCGGUAAAGUAAGUUCUUGCAAAUUGCCAAAAGAUGCUAGAACUUUGCUAAAAAUCAACCGCAAUCGCUCUUCGGAAAUUAUUACCGUGCAAGGUGGACAGUAUUGGUAUCGUGGGAUUCAAAAUUGCUUCACUAACGAGUUAAGCGAUGUAAACUUUGAAGCUGAUAAAACAAUUUUACUGAACGUGUCAAUAGACGGAUUGCCGAUUGCCAAAAGCAACAAUCUACAAUUUUGGCCUAUUCUAUUUAACAUUCAUGGAAUGCCGGAAAUACCAGUCAAAUUAAAAUACAAAUUAUUGUGGCAGAUUCUCUGCAUUUGAUAGAUUUAGGUAUA
Messenger RNA from Anopheles arabiensis, 581 nucleotides. RefSeq lists its product as uncharacterized. The coding region runs from base 238 to 567 and encodes 109 amino acids. Lineage: Eukaryota; Metazoa; Arthropoda; Insecta; Diptera; Culicidae. The record is from RefSeq and is a predicted model, not a curated record. The transcript has 2 exons.